CAAUAAUCAACCACAAAACCAUCUUUCCCUUCAUUCCUCUCACGCAUCCACCACCCAGGAACUCAAUCUACCUCAACCCGUUUUCCCAGCCCAAAUAUCUGCGAUCCAUCUCUACGGCUAUGCUAGCAAUCUAAAUCCGACCAGGAUUCCCAUUCGAGAUCACGCCCCACGGACCGUCCGCCCUCUAUUCGGCAAUUUGACGACCAGCGAAAUACCGAUGAGAAAAACAUAGUACAUGUUUCGCACUGACCGGUACGCUCAUCGACCCAAGGUCGCGUAUAGUGUUCAUCUAUGCGAAUGUGGGACGCCGAGGCGAGUUCAUCUAUGGUGCGGUGUUCGUGGUGGCGGACUGAUAAGAUGGGAGUGAGUACCGCGGGGGUGAAUUGUGCGGUAGCUUUUCAUCGAUUCUUUUGCGCUUUUUUUUUGUCUAGGAGAUAUCCUUUUUGCGUGAUCGAACGACAAAAAUGUUCACGACCGCCGGUAUACUUGGAUUCGUGGUAUUUGCGGGAGGUGUCUUCGCGCAGAAGACGGGUGUCGAGCUCGAUGAACCGAUGUUGAGAGGUGGGGGCAUGAGAGGGCAAGGGGCGAUGCUGAGGUUUGGUUGCUCGCAGGUUGUAGUUGAGCGUCUGGAUCCUUUGGUGAACCCAGGCUUGAAUCCAUCAACUCAUAUGCAUCAGAUCGUUGGAGGCAAUGCAUUCACGCCAUCGAUGCCAUAUUCCGACAUCGCCCAGCUCGCCAAUUGCACGACUUGCCACUUCAAACAAGACCUCUCGAACUACUGGACCGCAAACUUGUACUUCAAAGCGAGGAAUGGAAGCUACAAACGCGUUCCCCAGAUCGCCAACCAGUUCAACGACUACGAUAAUGCCGGGUUGACAGUAUACUACACCAGUCCCGGCAAAGGCCUCACGACAGCCUUCAAGCCCGGCUUCCGAAUGCUAACCGGCGACGCCACGCGCCGCACCUCGGAAAACCUAGGCCGCAAGAUGCAGCAAUGCUACCGCUGCUACACGGCGCCUGACUUUGGCGGCGCCCUCUCCAGCCCCUGCAUGGAUCCCAAGUACGACACCGACCACUUCCCGACGCAGCCCUGCGCCGGCGGCAUCCGCUCCAACAUCAUCUUCCCCCUGUGCUGGGACGGAAAGAACCUCGACUCGCCGAAUCAUAGGGACCACGUCGCUCAUCCUGUCGGAGGGCCGACGUCGUUUAGUGUUGUUAAUGGGACGUGCCCGAGUAGCCAUCCUAUCAAGAUUCCGCAGGUCAUGCUGGAGGUCAUGUGGGACACGACGCCGUUCAACGACCCCGCGGACUGGCCUGAGGACGGAUCGCAACCUUUCGUCCUGUCGACGGGCGACGCGACGGGGUUCGGCCAGCAUGGAGACUAUGUGUUUGGGUGGGAGGGCGACAGCUUGCAGCAGUCGAUGGAUAAUAGGUGUUAUCUGAGGAACUGUACGCUACUGACGGAGUUGGCGCCCAAGGUCAAGAAUGAGUGUCAGGUGCCGGUUACGGUUGAUGAGGAUAUUGAGGGCUGGAUGACCGAAUUACCUGGCGGCGGGAACGGAGACAAGUGAGCUCUUGUAAUAAUCUAGCAAUGGUAUCUAAGGUAUAUCCGCAACAACCCAU
Molecule: messenger RNA, 1623 nt
Organism: Aaosphaeria arxii CBS 175.79
Lineage: Eukaryota; Fungi; Ascomycota; Dothideomycetes; Pleosporales
Exons: 7
Coding region: 465-1571 (368 amino acids)
Source: RefSeq, a predicted model, not a curated record